Triticum dicoccoides is the source of this 2565-nucleotide messenger RNA. RefSeq names its product protein FAR1-RELATED SEQUENCE 5-like. The transcript has 7 exons. The record is from RefSeq and is a predicted model, not a curated record. Bases 1554 to 2234 code for a protein of 226 amino acids. Gene Ontology annotation, molecular function: zinc ion binding. Lineage: Eukaryota; Viridiplantae; Streptophyta; Magnoliopsida; Poales; Poaceae.
UUUCCCUGGUCGGGCCGUUCAUCCCCUUCAAGUCGUGGCUGUGCGAGCGGCGUUUCGCCACUGGAUGGCCUCUAGUUCUUCUUUGAGGAAGCAGAAUCAGGAUUGGUUCCUAAGGCUGAUGCGGGUGAUAUUUUGGGUGGCGGAAUUGAUGUUGUGGAGUUUGUGGUUGCUUCCAUCCAUGAAGGAUGUGAUUUGUUCUCCAACGAUAUGGCGGUUCAGAAUACGUCCACUGCAUCUAUGGGAGAUGAGGGAGAUGCAGAGGGUGUCGUCGUCAACAAAUCAAAGGCCUCCUGUUGGACUCGACGUGUUAGGAUUGGCAAAGCGCCAGAAGAGAGGGAUGCCAACCCAAGCAGAGUCCUUGCCCUCGAAGCUUCAAUGGGAGGUUAUGCAGACAACAAGGUUGGCACUGUUGUUAACCCGGCGCUCAGAACUAGAUUCGACACAGUUGAAGAAGCGUGUGAGUUUUACAACCUAUACUCCUGGGAGACUGGGUUUAGCGUCAGGGCAAGCCAUUGCAAUCGAAAAGCCGCUCGACGAGGUGUGGAUGCCCCGUGUUGAUGCGGGUGCUUAGAUCUGAUGAUAGAGGAUGGUACAUAUGUGAACACAAAGCAGAACACAACCAUGCAGUCUCAGUUAACUGUAUGGAGAAGCUGCACUGGAAAUCGCACCGGCACAUAGAUAGAUACAUCAGAGGCUUGGUGAAACAGCUGAGAGAAAACAAUGUAAGCCUGAGCAAGGUUUACAGUGUGGCUGGCAGUUUUUUUUGGAUCUGUGAAGGAGGUGCCAUUCACAAAGAGAUCUCUCAAAACUCUUUGUGGAAAACUUAACAGAGAGCAGUCAGAAAAUGAUGCCACAAAAACAAUAGAGGUGUUCAACGCAAUGCGGGCUGAAGAUCCUGAGUUCAAAUACAGUGUGCAGGUUGAUUGUGAUGGUUGAGUCAAAACUUUGAUGUGGACAACAGGGAGAAGCAUCGAGCAAUUUAAAGUGUUUUAGCGAUACUGUCACGUUUGAUACGACAUACAAAACUAAUCUAUACGACAUGCCGUUUGGCCUCUCGUUGGUGUCAACAAUCACUUCCAAAGCAUUAUUUUUGGAGGUGUGCCGAUGAGCCAUGAGAAAAUCGACACUUUCAAGUGGAUAUUCAUAGAGUUCUUCUAGAUGAUAGGAGCGCCACAACCACGCAAAAUCCUCAUAGGUAUUUAAUAAAAUGUUCUCGUCUAGUUACGAGUGUUGAUCUUCUUUUUAAGCUUGCUGUGAAAAUGUUUUCCUCCUGGAAUGUGCUGAUAGAGAACUGUUGGUUUCAAACCAAGCUCGUGCAAUGGAGGUUGCCAUAGAAGAUGUCAUGCCACAUACAAGUGGUGCAAAUGGCAUGUGUUGAAGAAAGCAAAAGAGUGCCUUGGGCCACUGCUAGGCAAGGGUAGUGAGUUCAAACAGGAGUUCAACAGGAUGGUGCAUCACAUGGUUAGUGAGACAGAAUUUGAGGAUGGUUGGGCAUGUAUGGUUGAGAAGCAUGGUCUACAAAAAAAUGUAUCACAGAAAUAUAUGAGACUCGGAUGAAGUGGGCUAAGCCUUACUUCAUGGAUGCUUUUUGCGCCAAGAUGACCAGCACGCAACAGAGUGAAAUUGCAAACCAUUUGCAGAAAGGAUAUGUGCCACCAGGAUCCUUGGUGCACCUUUUCAUCAGGCAAUAUGAGAAGAUGCAAUUUGACAGAGAUUCAGAGGAGAGUUAUCGAGAGAAGAGAACCAAACUGGGUGGUGUUUUGCUUGCUCAGAACCUACCUAUUGAGAUACAUGCAUCAAAAAUUUAUACGAAGGACAUGUUUGAAAAUUUUGGCGAGAUGCUAUAUGAAUGUGGGUCAUAUGUUCUGAUCAAAGUUGUGCCUCGUCGUGAAUACAUAGCGAGGCAUGUAAAGAAAGAUUCAAGGGACAAAUGGUGUAAAACUGAAUUCCGCGUCCAGGUCAACAAGCUUGCUGACGAAUUCAAGUGUGAAUGUGGAAUGUUUGAACAUUUUGGCAUGGUGUGCAGCCAUGCACUGAAGGUAAUGAUACAGCUUGGUCUGCAGGAGGUUCCAGCCGGGCAAAUACUGAAGCGUUGGACAAGGGAUGCAAGACUCGGUGACAACAAUGCGGAUGCAUAUGCUCUUGCGAUGGAUCAACUAAGAAAUGUGAAAACAUUGCUUUGCGGCGCCAUCAAAGAAGAGACUAGCGGGGUGCCCUACGAUAAGCCACAAUAAAGCACCAUAUGAACAGCCAGCUAAGAGGAGUAGGUUAUGUUCAAUCUGCCGGGGCCAAGGGCACGAGAGCACAACAUGUCCACAGGAUGGGGAUCUUCCAAAGGCGACAAGGAAUUCACCUCAUUGCUCCAGGUGCAGCCUGACAGGCCACAGAAGGAACACCUGCACCAACACGCCCAAGACAGAUUUCUAUGGUUGAUUUUAUUUAUUUUCUAUGCUUGAAAUAUGACAGUUUCAUGUAACCGUGCUUAUGUGGAUGUCAGACUACUAGUGACCACUCCACAUAUUAGUGAACCUCUAUGUAUGUAGUAUCGUUUGCUGUCAGAGAAUU